CUCUCCAUCUUCUCCUCCAUCGCAGGCGGGCAGGAUGGCCGAAGGCGCGGCGCUGCUCCUUUUCCUGCUGCUCCCGCGGGCCGGGCUGGCGGCCCUCGGCGCCGGCGCUUCUUCUCCUUCUUCAUCAUCAUCCCCUUCUUCUUCUUCUUCUUCUCCUUCUCCUCCUCCUCCGCCGCCUCCUUCGUCUUCUCCUCCGCCGGGAGACGGCGACCCUUUCUCGGCUCAACUGGGUGAUAUAUCCGCUUGCCAAGCGCGCUGCGCGCCCAGCCUCCGUCUCCAGACCCCCGGCGCCAAGGUAACCCACCCAGGGGCGCGCGGCGCAGGCUCCUACUCCGAGUAGACCCCUUGCCCCCAGAGGGGGAGACAGAGAGACAGAGAGAGGGAAAAACCCACGUUCAAGCUCGCCCCGUGGUUCCAAUGGGUCUACUCGGAGUCGGGGAUGGCGUUGCAGGCAAGCCAUUCAGAGAAAUGGCACCGCCGGACGCGCACGCCUCAAACGCGCAAGAUCCGUGCACGGCUAAAAGCGAAUGUUAUAUUUAAAAGCAGCAAAAUAUUUGCUCCUUCAGCACCCGAGAUGUGCGCGCGAUUAAAAGCGAUUCUAUUUAAAAGCAGGCGUAGAUUUUGCUCCUUUGAGCACCCGAAAUUCGUGCGCCAUUAAAAGCCAUCGCAUUGAAAAGCAGGGGUAGAUUUGCUCCUCGAAGCAACCCAAGAUUCGUGCUCAGUUAAAAGCGAUUGUCGUAUUUAAAAGCAGGAAUAAAUUUGAUCUUUUAGCGUCUAGGGUUUCUGCUCUUUCCAAGGUGGCCUUUUCCGCCAAGGUCUUGUUUUCGGUUCAAACGCACCCAGAAAUUACCGAGGAGAAUCAAAAAUAACGCAGAUAAAUAGCCUUUGAUGCCUGUCUCUGCCUGCGCCCCCCCCUCCUCGUGGCCCCCUAAACUGAGAAGAAUACCAGCAUCCAUCUUUUCCAGGCUGGAAGAAAAGAGAGACGGAAAAGGUUUAAGGGAAGAAAAAAACAGGAGGGGGAAAGCAAUUUUUAAAUAAAAAUGAAACAUGCCAUUUUAAAAUGAUCCGUUUUGAUUGGGGGGGGGGAGCAUAUUUGGUGUAUUGCUUUAUUUAGGUGCGAGGUGCUUUAAUUUAAUUUUUUUCCUGCAUGUGGGAUCUGCUGUCUGCAGGUACCAAUCCAUCACUGCCGCCUCCCGCUCGUCCUUCGGCAGAAAACCGCUUUGGAUAAAGAAGCCUCGCUCUGAUUUUUAUUUUUGUUUGUCUAUAGCCCCCCCCCCCCCACCAGCUAAAAUCCGCCCAUCUUUCUUUCGCAGACACGCAACCUAUACUUGUUUCCAAUUUCUGUGGGGCUCUCGGCCUCUGCCUUUGGGGGCUCAAAUACUUGGAGUAGACCCACUGGAACAAAAGGAGACGACUUGUGUGCCGUUCCGUUAAUGGGUCCGCGCUGCGUAGGAUUUAGCUGCAGACAACCCGAACUGUGCAGGGGAUUUCAUCUCCCAAAACAUCUUUUGUUCUUCUGCAUUCAGUUUUUAUUUGGAAGCCGUGUUUGCGACAUACACGAUUAAUUUUGUGCAGUGCUGCGAAAGGAGUAGGGGAUGCACUGAGAGAAGGGGACGCGAUUAAAAUAAGCAGGCCGAUGAUGCAAGCUAUGCUAUGAUUAUUUUUAAAUCCUUAAAUUCUUUAAGGCAUUUAAAAUUUCUUGGCCCAUUUAAAUACGGCCUCUGGUUUGGAGGUCAGUGUGGAGGAAUGGUGUGUGUUUGUGCGCGCCCCUGUUUUCCUCCGCUGCUUGCUGGCAAUUUCCCGAUAGACUGUUCCUGGCCAUGGAGGUUCUGUGCAGCCGCCCGCCUCCCUCCUUGGUGCUGAUCCGGAGCCAACGGAGGGGCGUGAAUUGUGUUGCUGAAUCGGGUCAAAGAGGCUUCCCUCAUGUCCUUCCUGUCAGUCAAAUGUUCCUGGGACAAUCGCAAAGGUGAUGCAGCGAAAACUUUAAACCCUCCCUCUAAUUCCGCAGGAAGGCAAAUUAAAAAUAAGAAUAAUAUUUUUUUUCCCCUCUCCGUCGGAUUAAUUUUAAAAACGUCCUCUUUAGGCUUGCUUUUAUUUCAUUUUUCUGUUCUCAAAUUGAAUUUUCUAUUCAUUAAAGAAGACUUCGGCCCGUUUCCCAACCUGCUGUCGAAAGGCAUCUAUUUAUCUGUUUCGUAAGAUCUUUGCACCGCUGGAUUGUAAAAAGGAAGGCAAACGGGAAAAACCUCAGGGCAGUUUGCAAAAAAACCCCCCAAAACCUCAAAGUUAGUGCAGAGAUGGACAGUACGCUUAGGUAAACAAGGAAGGGUAGAUUUGGGUUGAACAUUAAGGAUCCCUGACCAUUAGGUCCAGUCGUGAUCGACUCUGGGGUUGUGUGCUCAUCUCGCUUUAUUGGCCGAGGGAGCCGGCGUACAGCUUCCGGGUCAUGUGGCCAGCAGGACUAAGCCGCUUCUGGCGAACCAGAGCAGCGCACGGAAACGCCGUUUACCUUCCCGCCGGAGCGGUACCUACCGUAUUUUUCGCUCUAUAACACGCACCAGACCAUAACACGCACGUAGUUUUUAGAGGAGGAAAACAAGAAAAAAAUUAUUCUAAACGAAACAGUGGAUGUAUGAUUUUUGUGGUUCAUGCUGUGGCCACAGACAUGUGAUCUGACAGUGAGUUUGGAGUAGCCCAAUGCAAAAAUCCUGAGGAUCCAUGUGGAUCCAUGCUUUGUAACCACGUUUUAAGUGGGGAGGGAAGGAAAAGCACUCAAGGGACAAGGAGCACGCAUGGGGUGUGUGGAGAAGGAUGCUGCUAAUAAUGCUAUUUAGCGAGCUGAGUGGGGAGGAGAGAGGGACAGAGAGCCUGCUUGCUUUAAAGGAACCAACCGGACAGGAGCCGCUUACACUCGUGUAAGCGGAUCCUCUCCUCUCCCGCUUUGCUCCUUUAAAGAAGCAGGCUCUCUGUCCCUCUCUCCUCCCCACUCAGCGGCUCUUCUCCCGCUUUGCUGUUUCAAAGCGAGCCACGGAGGAGGGAAGGAAGGGGAACCAUGGAUCCUCUUCUCACGACUGCAGCAGAUCCCCCCGCCAUCUGUAGGCAUUCGCUCCAUAACACGCACAGACAUUUCCCCUUACUUUCUAGGAGGGAAAAAGUGAGUGUUAUGGUGCAAAAAAUACGGUAUUUAUCUACUUGCACUUUGACGUGCUUUCGAACUGCUAGGUUGGCAGGAGCAGGGACCGAGCAACGGGAGCUCACCCCGUCAUUGCGGGGAUUCGAACCACCGACCUUCUGAUUGGCAAGUCCUAGGCUCUGUGGUUUAACCCACAGCGCCACCCGGGUCCCUAGGUUGAACAUUAGGUGAGAGCAAUUUGACAAGCGAGACAUUAACCAGGAGGGGUACCUGAGUUUUUGUAUCUCAGGGUUGCCUGCAUUAAGCGAUGUGCAUGGAUAUAAAAUAUAUAUAUUUUUAUUUACUUGUGUUAUUUAUAUGCAAGCAUUUGGCGCUGUGAGUUAAACCACAGAGCCUAGGACUUGCCGAUCAGAAGGUCGGGAGUUCGAAUCCCCGCAAUGACGGGGUGAGCUCCCGUUGCUCGGUCCCUGCCCCUGCCAACCUAGCAGUUCGAAAGCACGUCAAAGUGCAAGUAGAUAAAUAGGUACCGCUCCGGCGGGAAGGUAAACAGCAUUUCCGUGCGCUGCUCUGGUUCGCCAGAAGCGGCUCAGUCCUGCUGGCCACAUGACCCGGAAGCUGUACGCCGGCUCCCUCGGCCAGUAAAGUGAGAUGAGCGCCGCAACCCCAGAGUCAGUCAUGACUGGACCUAAUGGUCAGGGGUCCCUUUACCUUUACCUUAAAUCUGUCCCUAUUGAAAUAAAUUAAAUAAAUUGUCCAGUUGCACCUUAGAGACUAACUAAGUUUGUUCUGGGUAUAUAAGCUUUCGUGUGCAUGGACCCUUCUUCAGAUACCCUGAAACAGAAGUCACCAGACCCUUAGAUAAAUAGAUAGAUAAAAUGUAACGAAAUCUGCAAUAAAAAAAGGAAUAUACAACGGGAUAGACAGGGAGUCCAAAGUGUUGGUACAUAUACGAUUUUGGAAUAGUUUUUUGUCCUUGUUUCUUUUCUUUAGGUAUAUAAACUUUGUAUACAUGCUGAAAAAAUUAUAUUAUAAUAAGCCUUGACAUGUAAUAUGAUAAUGUUAACCGAUGUAACUUAAGAACGUUAAUAAAUAAAUAAAACUCUCAUAUAAAAUACGAGUCGUCCUCAGGAGAAAACCAGCUUGCUCCCUCUUCUCUGUGACAGCCCUUCAGAUAUUUGGAAUAUGGCUCUCCUAUCUCCUCUUCUCCAGGUUAAACAUACCCCGCUCCUUCAACCAUUCCUCAUCAGGCUCGGUUUCUAGACCCUUUGACCAUCUUGGUCACCCCAAGAAUAUCCUUGUCGAUACCCUUCUUAAAUUGUGCUUCCCAGAACACAGGACUCCCAAGUUGGUUCUGACCCAGCCAGAACAGAUUACCCGACCGGGACACUAGAUCUUCUGCGGCGUUUUCCAACUUUUAAACAUUGGCUGAAAACUUUUCCAACCAGGCAAUUAAAACAGUUCCUUCCAAAACGGUUCAUCGCCGCCCAUUUUUCAACGAAUGGUUUUUAUUGCCCUUAGCAGCAAACAUAUACACAAGAGAGACAGGGGCCUGCAAAUAUUUCCUUUGAUAAAUAUUUUAAAAAUAUAUCUCAGCCACCCACCCGUACAACGCCCCUUGAAGGUAGGCACAUAUCUUGUCAGGCUUUCCCCUGUAUUCUAGGCUCGGGGUGGCGGGGUCUGAACUCACAUCUCCCCGCUCAAAACUACCUUUUUUGUUUUCCUGCUCUCCACCUGCAUAGCCCUAAACCUCUGGCUCCCAUCCUUUGGUCACACCUAGACGUGACCAAGAGACCGAACGUUGGGAUUGGGUUUUGUAUAGGGUGAAAUCGAAGGAAACAGGACCGGGAGGGAACUAUGAUUCUGUGACAGCGGUGGGACAUUGUUGUUGUUGUUGUUGAGUUGUUUAGUCGUGUCCGCCUCUUCGUGACCCCCUGGACCAGAGCACGCCAGGCACUCCUGUCUUCCACUCCCUCCCGCAGUUUGGUCAAACUCAUGUUGAUCUCUUCGAGAACACUGUCCCACCAUCUCCUCCUCCGUCGUCCCCUUCUCCUUCUGCCCUCCAUCUUUCCCAACAUCAGGGUCUUUUCCAGGGAGUCUUCUCUUCUCCUGAGGUGGCCAAAGUCUUGGAGCCUCAGCUUCAGGAUCUGUCCUUCCAGUGAGCACUCAGGGCUGAUUUCCUUCCGAAUGGAGAGGUUGGAUCUUCUUGCAGUCCAUGGGACUCUCAAGAGUCUCCUCCAGCACCAGAAUUCAAAAGCAUCCAUUCUUCGGUGAUCAGCCUUCUUUAUGGUCCAGCUUUCACUUCCAUACAUCACUACUGGGAAAACCAGAGCUUGAACUAUACGGACCUUUGUCAGCAAGGAGAUGUCUCUGCUUUUUAAGAUCCUGUCAUUGUGCGGGACAUGCACAAUGCUUUAAUUUCUCUCUCCUCUCUUCCCUCCCCCCCAUAAUAUUUUUUUCCAGGAUGCCGUCCUCAACGCCUGCUACCGGGGCUGCCGGCUGUUUUCCAUCUGUCAUUUUGUGGACGCCACGGCCGACUUGAACGCAACGAGAGUCGAGUGCGAAUCGGGUGAGCCCGCGCCCCUCCUCCUUACAAACAAAGCCCCCCCCCCCCGUCUCCAAACCUUGCUCGGUUACAUUAUCCAGAACUUCCUUUCCACUUAAACGGCUGUCAUCUCCACACUGCCUAUAUUCUGCAACCGAUUCCCACAGACAGCCGAGCGGAGGGGAAGGAUAAUGGAAAAUUGCAGGUGGGGACAGGCACGAAACAAGGAGGGAACCCUCCCCUCGUAGGAUGUGAUUAACUCUGCAAUAAACUCUGUCUUUUUGAAGGCAGUAAAGUCUUUCAGUCGGGAGGUAGCAAAACCAGAGCAGGGACUCGUUCAGGGAGUUGACACGUACCCUCCUUUCGGAAGCAGGUUGUUCUCACUGGGAGAUUCCCCCCAAACUCGCAGCCAAGUGCAGAGAUGCGACAGUGCGCCUCGCCCCAUCGGAAAGAGCGCAGACUCACGCAGAGACGCGGCGGGUAACCUCUCUUUCCCCCCAAUCUCUUCCUCCCCACCCCCCUCGACAAUUCAGCCUGUAUGGAAGCUUACGCUGGCGGCGAUGAACAGUUUGGCUGCACGACGGGAUGCAGGACUCAGCUGCCGGAGACAGACAGCCGGGGAGAGAAGGUAAUUUGUCUCCUAAACCAGUGCUGGAUUUACGUAUAAACUAAACAAGCUUAGUUUGGGGGCCCCAAGAAAAUUAAAGGGGAAAAAACUGGAUGUGCAUUUCCAAAAUAUAAGAUAAAAAACAAAAUAAAACCUACAUACAGCAACAGUGUUUUGAGUUGUGUAGGCUCCUAUGGUGUGUAAGUCAGUGGUGUUUGGGGACUACAAUUCCCAUCACCCCUGACCACUGGUCCUGUUAGCUAGGGAUGAUGGGAGUUGUAGUCCCAAAACAGCUGGAGGGCCAAGUUUGGCCAUCACGGAUGUAAGUCAUGGGCCCCACCUGCUCCCUAAAAUACAGUGGUGCCUCGCAAGACGAAAUUAAUUCGUUCCGCGAGUUUUUUUGUCUUGCGUUUUUUUUCAUCUUGCGAAGCACGGUGUCAGAAAAGUUUUGGAAAAGCUUCAAAAAUCACCAAAGUCUUCAAAAACCUCAAAAAAGGCUACCACACCGCGUGCUAUGAGUUGCUCCUCGAAGUCAAGCCGCAACUGUAUUAACGGUUUUAAAGAAAAAGGAAACAAACUUGCAAGACGUUUCCGUCUUGCGAAGCAAGCCCACAGGGAAAAUCGUCGUGCGAAGCAACUCAAAAAACCAAAAACCCUUUCAUUUUGUGAGUUUUCCGUCUUGUGAGGUACCACUGUAUCCCUGGUUUGCUCCUUUCUAUAUAUAGGGUGCCUACAUUCUGCAUGGACUGGUUACAUGGCAACAUGGGCAAAUGGCUUGAGAUACCUAUUAGGUCCAUAAAUUGCCAUAUGGCAUAUAUUCAACACAAAAAACAGUGACAAUUUGUGGUUGGCAAAGGACAGCUGGACAUAUAAAGGGCCCCGUUACCUUCAGUAGCUUAGGGCCUCAUCAAACCUAAGCCAUGUCCUAAGCCUUUUUCUAACGGCGAAUGUGCAGAGACCCUGGAUAAUUUGCAGAUAAAUUGUAAACACAUAAGAACAUCGGCAGGAUUAUUGCAACUGCUAUUGCAGUUUUAUAGGAGCAUAUAUUUAAAGCAGAUGAAUAAAUGAGCAAAUUAAGUUAAUUGGGACACGCAGAAGAUGUUAAAAAUAAGGAACCGCAGAAAGAGGGGGGAAGGAAGUCAAGUUUCGAAAUGUUGAAAUGAUUUCAAAAUCGGUGAAAUGUAUAAACUUGAAAAGCAUAAAUAAACUUAAAACAAAUAAAUAAAUUAAACCGCAAACAAGCCUAAAAGGGGUGCUGGAAUCCCAAACCUCUCUCUUCGAAAGCACGGCAUACAGAUUACUACUAAACUGGCAAAUGUGUGGGUUUGGCGUCGAAAUCUCAGCCUAGAGGGAUGGAGUCACUGCUUUCGCCAGUUUUGUGAGACCGAUCAAAGUGUCAGGGGGGGAAAUAUAUGUGUGUUGGGGGAUGAGAGAGCCAUUCUUUAGUCUUAAAAACAGCUUAGGAGGCUGGUUCCUGCAGACAUUUCCUCCAAAGCCAAGCCGUGGGCAGGGAACAUCCUGUUGCCCAAACAACUCCUCCUGCCACCUGUCGCUGCGGGCAGAGUGUACGUCUGCAAAUGUGUGUCGGCGCAGGCUUUUGGAUCGCAACGUGGGCUGCAGGGAUUGCCUUUCUGAAUCCUGACAAGACAGAAGGACUGUUUUUGGGGGAGAGGGGGCGGGCAGGUGUGGGGGACUCCCUGGUCCUGAAUGGGGUCACUGUGCCCCCAAAGGACCAGGUGCGCAGCCUGGGGGUCAUUUUGGACUCACGGCUGUCCAUGGAGGCGCAGGUCAGUUCUGUGUCCAGGGCAGCUCCAUCUGGUACGCAGGAUGAGACCCUCCCUGCCCACAGACUGUCUCACCAGAGUGGUGCAUGCUCUGGUUAUCUCUCGCUUGGACUACUGCCAUGCACUCUACGUGGGGCUACCUUUGAAGGUGACCCGGAAACUACAACUAAUCCAGAAUGCGGCAGCUGGACUGGGGACUGGGAGCGGCUGCCAAGACCGCAUAACACCGGUCCUGAAAGACCUUCAUUGGCUCCCAGGACAUUUCCGAGCACAAUUCAAAGUGUUGGUGCUGACUUUUCAAGCCCUAAACGGCCCAAGUAUACCUGAAGGAGCGUCUCCACCUCCAUCGUUCUGCCCGGACACUGAGGUCCAGCUCUGAGGGCCUUCUGGCAGUUCCCUCCCUGCGAGAAGCGAGGUUGCAGGAAACCAGGCAGAGGGCCUUCUCAGUGGUGGCACCCCCCCUGUGGAACGCCCUCCCGUCAGAUGUCAAGGAAAUAAACAACUAUCUGACUUUUAGAAGACAUCUGAAGGCAGCCCUGUUUAGGGAAGCUUUAAGUGUGUGAUGUUCUGUUGUGCUUUUAAUAGUCUGGUGGGAGCUGUCCAGAGUGGCUGGGGAAGCCCAGCCAGGUGUGCGGGGUAUAAAUAAAAUUAUUAUUGUUAUUAUUAUUAUUAUUAUUAUUAUUAUUAUUAUUAUUAUUAACCUUGCAGAUAGGUGAGGGGGUUGAGGACAGGCCCACCCAUUAGGACUCUCUUACUUAGUUGCAGUUCUUGCAACCCGGCUGGUUCUUUCGCGGCGAGGACACUGAUGGUCUUAACGCCUAUAACUGAAUGAAUAAAUCAGUCUUAUUUCCCCAUAUACUUGGUCUGGGUACGACAUCAUCCCCUCCACACACCUGUAAGAAACCGACCUUUCAGGGUUUGGGGAGUUUUCAGAUUGGCUCACACCUAUCUUCGCACAGGUGCUGGACCCAAAACCCGCCUCGUUCUCCGUCUUUGACCUCGUCUCCAGCUUCUGCAACGAUAUUGUCAGUUCAGCGCAGAGUUUUAUUUCCUCCACGUGGACCUUCUACCUUCAGGCGGACGAUGGGAAAGUCGUCGUUUUCCAGGUGGGUGCUGCUGGCAGGGUUGGGGAGCGGGUGGCAAAACCAGGGAGCGGUGGGUGGGGGGAGACUCGAACAAAACAGAGGAAGGGUGCUUUAUUAUUAUUAUUUUACACACAAGUGAUGUUGUUGUUGUUGUUUAGUCGUGCCCGCCUCUUCGUGACCCCCUGGACCAGAGCAUGCCAGGCACUCCUGUCUUCCACUGCCUCCCGCAGUUUGGUCAAAUUCAUAUUUGAGAACACUGUCCCGCCAUCUUGUCCUCCGUCGUCCCCUUCUCCUUGUGCCCUCCAUCUUCCCCAACAUCAGGGUCUUUUCCAGGGCGUCUUCUCUUCUCAGGAGGUGGCCAAAGUCUUGGAGCCUCAGCUUCAGGAUCUGUCCUUCCAGUGAGCACUCAGGGCUGAUUUCCUUCCGAAUGGAGAGGUUGGAUCUUCUUGCAGCCCAUGGGACUCUCAAGAGUCUCCUCCAGCACCAGAAUUCAAAAGCAUCCAUUCUUCGGCAAUCAGCCUUCUUGAUGGUCCAGCUCUCACUUCUAUACAUCACUACUGAGAAAACCAUAGCUUGAAUAAUACGGACCUUUGUCGGCAAGGAGAUGUCUCUGCUUUUUAAGAUGUUGUCUAGGUUUGUCAUUGCUCUUCUCCCAAGAUUAUCACAAAGUGAUAAUCAUGCAACAAUAAGAAUUAAAAUGGGCACCCGGCACACGCGAGAGCAUUCCUUUGUAACUAUCUAACCUCCCGAGAUUUCAACACCUUUUGCGAUGGUUUGACCCCUUUUCCAUUUUAACAGUACGAAUUCUACAGACACCUUCCGUAUCUCCUCAUAAAAUCAUUUCUCCUGGAGUAAAUAUACGAACUAUUUGCAAAGCGAUUGUAAUGAACAGAUUAAGCUAGUAGGACUGCAAGAAGUUCUGUAAGGAUAUUUGAAACAUUGCAAGAAAGACUAUGAGGAUAAUUAUGGCUUAAUGAUAAUGAAGAGCAACAGAGAUUAAGAAAUGCAGAAUAAAGAACAGAAAAUCAUCAGAGGUGUUGACGGAAGUCUAAAAUAUUGUGUAAGAUAAGAAGUUAUAUGAUUGCUGGAAAUGAUAUGUUAAAAAAACUAAUAUAUAUAGAUAUAUAUAAUUUCUCCUGUGUAUUCCCCGUCUUAGGAGGCUGUGAGGGAACUGCCAUCAGUGCCAGAGGGAGAGAGCAAGAUCCAGAGGGAUUCCGGAGAGCAUCCCGGGAUUGGGAGAGGCAGCCCAUCUUCUGGGGAAGAGAAUCAGCGUAGCACCAGUGCAGAAGGGGGGCAGAUGGGGGAAGUGGUGAGGCAGUCCCAUGACUCCUUGCCGGGGACCAGCGGGGAGAGUAGGGGUCCUCCGUUGCCCACGCCCUCCUUGCGCAGAAGGCUUUCUCGCAGAGAGAGUAGGAGGAGACUAGGCGUCAAAGAGCUUCUUUGCUGGAAGAAGUUUAAAAAACGCCCACUGACGGAUUCUGCCAGCGAUUGAGGCAGCCACGGGUGAGUGGCUGUCCGGACAGAAAAGGUUCACUCAGGCAACCCAGCCAGGUGUUUGCACCGGCUUACGCACGAGCAACCCCUAGAACCAUUACAGAGGCAAACCGCAAUAUACGGGAAACAUGCUCUGCAGAAGCGAUCCCUGUGCAUUUCGAAGGUUUCAUAUGUAACCAGAUGCCCUCAUUGCAAGGGAUUGAACUAGAUGCCUCUAGGGGCCCCAGCCGAUUCUGCGAUUCUAAAGACUGUCCUUCUUUUUGUCCUCAGUCUCAGCCAGAGAUCGAGUAUCCGGUUCCAGAGGUCCAGGCGCCCAAAUCGGAGGUUAUGGAGAAGGCGUGGGCGCCAUCCACCUCCAACACUUUGAAGCCCCACACAGGUAAGAGAGUAUUGAAUUUGCUAGUAUUAUUAUUAUUAAUCGCCUCUUCUGGUCUGCCCCGCAGAGGACCUUAAGGUCCAUGGAUAAUCAUAGUUUCGAGGUCCCAGGCCCUAAGGAAGUCAGACUAUCCUCCACCAGGAACAGGGCCUUCUCAGUGGUGGCUCCGACCUGGUGGAAUGCUCUGUCCCAUGAGACCAGGGCCCUGCAGGAUUUUACCUCCUUCCGCAGGGCCUGUAAGACAGAACUAUUCCGCCUGGCUUUCAAUUUGAACUUAGCCUCAUCUUUUAUUCCCCUUCCUUCCCUCCUCUUCCCCUUUUUAUGAAGAUUCCCCGCUCUGGGAUCCCACAGCUAAUUCUCCCCUGGCCUCCUCGCUGGCCCAAAUUGGACUAACUUAGCCAGCUAGCCCUGGUGAUCAUCUAAUGUCUGUUGGAUGGAUUUCCCCCCAAAUUGAUUUUUGAAUUCUGAAUUUAUUGUUAUUCACGUUUUAUAUCGUAUUUCAUGCUGUUUUUUGUUGCAUUAAGUGUUUUAAAUUUGUUGUUAGCUGCCCUGAGCCUGUUUUUUUGAACCGGGAAGUGCAGGGUAUAAAUAAAAACUUAUUUAUUUGUUAUUAUUUAAUCGCCUGCCCUUCAAGCCAAGGUCCCAGGGCAGGAUGCAACCCUUAAAAGGCAAAACGGAAAGCAGUUUUAAACAACUCACAAUCACAGAAAUAUGGCACGUGCGGAAAAGACACAUCUCAUGUGUCGGAAGGCCACAGAGGUGCAUCUUUUGCAUUCGCCAUAAGUUGCGCUCGAUGCACCUCUGUGGAGAGGGGUCUCCGCAGUUUAGGGGUCGAAGUGAUUUAUUGCAUGGCGAUUUGCACCAGCUGGAGCCUUCGUAUGACGGCAAGCCUGCUUGGAAACGAUUUUUAUUCUAUGAUUCAAAAUUAAUUUAUUUUCUUGAGAUAUUUUUUGUAAUCCAUUUGUUUUCAAAAAUUGGUCUAAAUCUGUUUCUUUCAUUGGCCCUUGAGUAUAUAAUCGUUUAAAGUACUUCUGGAAACAACUUCUGAUCUCUGCAGGGUUCUGUAUAUUUCUUCCUUCCACUUCUAAGUUCGUAAUCGUAUUUAAUUUUUGUCUCUUUUUCAUUUGCCAUGCCAACAAUUUGCCACAUUUAUUGGCCGACUCAAAAGUCUUUUGUCUCAUUUGUUUAAUUUUCCAUUCUAUUUCCUGAUUCAUCAUUUUCAUAUAUUGUACUUGAUAUAACUUUAACUCUCUCAAAAUCUCUUGAGAUUUGGGAUUUACUCUCAGUCUUUUUCACAUUCAUUUAUUUUGUCCAUUAUUUUAUCCUUCUUCUCAUUUUGAGUUCUUUUCUUUAUCGCAUUCUGUUGUAUUAAGAACCCUCUCAUAACCGCUUUACUUGCGUCCCAGAUUACUCUUUUCUCCACGUUGGAACUAAGAUUUAUCUCGAAGUAAUCUCUCAGAGUUUUUUGGGCCUUCUUGAGAAAUUCUUCAUCUCUAAAUAAGGUGUCAUUCAUCUUCCAUCUGAAGGAGCCAGUUGGUGUUAGUCUCAUUUCCAUCUUAACAGCAUUGUGCUCGGAGCAAAUUUUCGGGCAGAUUUCCACCUUUCUUGUCUUUGGUGCCAUUCCUCUAGUUAUCCAAAUUUGGUCAAUUCUUGUCCAUGUGCUUGGAAACGAUUUUUAACAUCCUUGCAAAACCCAGGGCGCCGGGGGAAUUUGGGAACGCCGCAAAACCGCUCCUGGAUUUAUUGCAAACUUUCCCUCUCCCGGCUGGUGUCGGCGGUUUGCAUUAUUUCCCCGGUCCUCCACUUAUGGGUCUCUUUUUCUGCCCCCUAUUUCCCUCCCCGCACGCUUUCUUUGCCCCUUCAGGCCUUCGGGAGAAACCCCCCGUGGAGGAGCCGAAAGCCAGAGCGAAAUCGUCGCCCCCGGCAGAGACCCAGGCGCCCCCAGAACACGACUUUCUGGGCUGCAUGUCCAAGUAAAGAAGUGGGGAGGGGGAGGCGAUAUUUGGGGUACAGGGAGAGGAAUGGGGGGUGGGAUAGAGGAUAAAUGUGCAGACAGAGGCUGUCAUGGGUCCAGGAUACGUGGGGGGGAAAGGACGCCAAUAUCCGCUUUAUUUUCGUAUUUAUUUGAUUUUUUGUUUGGAAAGUCAGGUUCCUAGACCUCAUAGAGCCAAAGUUAUGCUCAGAGUCUGUGGUUGGUGCCUGAAGUUCUGCAAAGCGGUUGGGCAAAAAGGAGGUGUGUGUGUGGGGGAAACCUUCCCAUCUUUGCCCCCCCACAUUAUCACCACCAGCAAACAACAUAAACAAACCAUAGGCACUAACUAACAACAUAAUCCUUUGACAUUACACGUACUUUAACUCCCAACUCGCCUCAUUGUGCUUUUUGCACCCUACCAGCUCCUGCCAACCCAGCAGUUCGAAAGCACGUCAAAGUCCAUGUAGAUAAAUAGGUCCCGCUCCGACGGGAAGGUAAACGGCGUUUCCGUGCGCUGCUCUGGUUCGCCAGAAGCGGCUUAGUCCUGCUGGCCACAUGACCCGGAAGCUGUACGCCGGCUCCCUCGGCCAGUAAAGCGAGAUGAGUGCCGCAACCCGAGUCGGCCACGACUGGACCUAAUGGUCAGGGGUCCCUUUACCUUUAGGGAUGCGGGUGGCGCUGUGGGUUAAACCCCAGAGCCUAGGACUUGCCGAUCAGAAGGUCGGCGGUUCGAAUCCCCGCAAUGAUGGGGUGAGCUCCCGUUGCUCGGUCCCUGCUCCUGCCCACCUAGCAGUUCGAAAGCAUGUCAAAGUGCAAGUAGAUAAAUAGGUACUGCUCCAGCGGGAAGGUAAACGGCAUUUCCGUGCGCUGCUCUGGUUUGCCAGAAGCAGCUUAGUCCUGCUGGCCACAUGACCCGGAAGCUGUACGCCGGCUCCCUCGGCCAAUAAAGCGAGAUGAGCGCCGCAACCCCAGAGUCGGCCACGACUGGACCUAAUGGUCAGGGGUCCCUUUACCUUUACCUUUAUCCUAUACACACUUAUUAUUAUUAUUCUUUCCCGCUACUGGUCAAAGGAAAUUUUCAUUUUUAUAAUUUCCUUACACUUCUAAAUCUGUCAGGAGCAUUGCACGGCCGCAAUACUUUUUAAGAUAUUCUUUAAAUAUUAUCCAAUCUUUACUAACUUUCUGGUUUGAUUUCCCUCUUAUUCUCCCAGUCGUUUUCGCAAGUUCUAAAUAUUCGCUUGCCAAUCAUUUUGUUCUUUUUUGUGGGAAUUCUAUCGCCUUCCCAAUUUCCAGCUUUUAAAAUCCUAGCCGCUGUGGUUGCCUACACGAAAAGGGUUCUUUUUCCGUAUUUCAUUGGAAAUUGUAUUGUAAGCAAACCUUUGAGGGGCGGGGCCAGAGGCGAGGAGGCGGGGCCAGCUGGGAAAGUGGGCGGGGUGCAGAUGGCGGAGGGGCGGAGCUCCCACGGAAGGGAUACUCACCUGGCCAGACUCACCUGUUCCCCUCUUCCACGUUGUUGACGGUCCUUUCCCCCCACCCUUUCCCCACCCUCCGCCGGCCCCCCUCCCCGUUUCCCUCUCCCCCACCAGCCAGUUCGAAGCGUCCGCCCCCUCCAUGGCCGGCCAUAAUCUCGUCGUGUCUCUCUGGUGGGGGGCCUCUGGGUGUUACAGACGUUCGGGGCUUCCGCGAUGGAUCUUGGCCGCUUGUCUCUUCCUUUCCAUCAUGGUGAUGUUGUGGCUCAGUUGCGCGAGCUUGGUGACCGCUCCCGAUCAGCACGUCAAGACGCAGGUAUGGCUUGGGGCCACAGCCCCACGAUGCAUCCAUACUCUUCCCUAGGCAGCCACAGCUGUCCAUGGAGGCACAGGUCAAUUGUGUGUCCAGGGUAGCUCCAUCUGGUAUGCAGGAUGAGACCCUCCCUGCCCGCGGACUGCCUCGCCAGAGUGGUGCAUGCUCUGGUUAUCUCCCGCUUGGACUACUGCCAUGCGCUCUCCGUGGGGCUGCCUUUGAAGGUGACCCGGAAACUGCAAUUAAUCCAGAAUGUGGCAGCUAGACUGGGGACUGGGAGGGGCCGCCGGGACCCCAUAACACCGGUCCUGAAAGACCUACGUUGGCUCCCAGGAUGUUUCCAAGCACAAUUCAAAGUGUUGGUGCUGACCUUGAAAGCCCUAAACGGCCUCAGCCCAGUAUACGUAAAGGAGCCUCUCCAACCCCAUUGUUCAGCCCGGACACCAGGGUCCAGCUCCAAGGGCCUUCUGACGGUCCACUCCCUGCGAGAUGAGAGGUUGUGCAGGGAGCCAGGCAGAGGUCGCACAGCCUGGGAGUCAUUUUGGACUCACAGCUGUCCAUGGAGGCACAGGUCAAUUCUGUGUCCAGGGCAGCUCCAUCUGGUACGCAGGAUGAGACCCUCCCUGCCCACAGACUGUCUGGCCAGAGUGGUGCAUGCUCUGGUUAUCUCCCGCUUGGACUACUGCCAUGUGCUCUACGUGGGGCUACCUUUGAAGGUGACUCGGAAACUGCAAUUAAUCCAGAAUGCGGCAGCUAGACUGGGGACUGGGAGCGGCCGCCGAGACCACAUAACACCGGUCCUGAGAGAUCUGCAUUGGCUCCCAGGACAUUUCCGAGCACAAUUCAAAGUGUUGGUGCUGACCUUUAAAGCCCUAAAUGGCCCAGUAUACCUGAAGGAGCAUCUCCACCCCCAUCGUUCUGCCCCGUGGCGUUAGCAAAAUAUUCUUUCGAAGGAAAAUAAACGGGCAAAUCUUCUUCUUUCUUUCCUCACAGCCCCUGAGUAUCAACGGAGACAAGGAAUACCUGGAAGACCUAGAUAGCUCCCUUCCAUAUUCCCUCCGGCCCGUAAUCGCCGUCGCCAUCUGCCCAGCGGAGAACGAGGAAGCGGCGCUCCUGCCCGUCAAAGUGGAUUUAGACAAGACCGCCCUCUAAGGACGCCCCCUGCCCCUUAUCCCACCUUGAACCCCUCCACCACCAACCUCCCCUUGUACCCCCUCCAACACCCCAGAUUUCCUCUUGUUUUCCAUCAAGCCCCUCGUCGCAACACCACCCUUUCCGACAUCACCUGCUGUCUCGCCCAGGUUUCUUGAACUCGGUACCUUACUGGCAGAGGCGAAGGCAGGGCCUCAUAUUUUUUAGCAGUGACGUCUUGCGGGUUGGGAAGGGGCAGGUGGUCGUGGUUUCCGAAACCACAAUUUGAAACCAACUCGCCGUUCUCUGGGUAAAGGCUGCAGAAGGGUAGGCAGAGUUCGGCCUGCUCCGGUCCCGGGUUCAAAUCAACGUGUCUCUGAGCAGGGCUGGCAUAGGGGGCAGGCACACCCCCCCCCCCUGCCUGGAACGAUGCCAAACUCGACAGGCGAUUCGGCUCAGUAUUAAGGCAGCGUUCCUGCUUGAAUUCGGAACGAAAGAGGACAAGAACCUCGCUUCGCUUCCGAGCUCAGCGACUCAGAGUCCGGGAGGUCCCGAGUUCAGGUCCCGACAUCUCCCAACAAGGCCUGGGUGCGAACGUCCCCUUCAUACCAUUCGGAACCUGUGUCGUUUUUGGUGGUGCCCGGUUUUUGUUCCGUUUUGCACUGAUGUCCGCUGGGGGGGUGUCCCCAUCUCCUACACCCCUCCCGGCACGCAACCCGUGACCCCCUGGCACUUAAGGGGUGGCACACGCCAGCUUUGAUCGCUUGUACAUUUCGCCUAACGCUCGUUUCUCUUGUACAGAGGUUUAACUUAUUUCCCACCUCCUUCAAUCUCUUUCUCCCGCCCUCAUCAGGUGGCCCUUGCCGUCCGUAAAUUCUGAAGCGAUGAGACUCUUUAAAAAACGCGUCCCCAAAUAUCAGGUGUGGAAGGCAGUCAGCCAGGGGGCGGAUAUAUAAUUUUGGGUCGUUUUGCUAUCAGUAUCCAUCCCAGCUUCCGCAACGGGUUCACCCUAUAUGUAAAAAAAGCUGAGCCACCAUUUGUACAAUCUUCUCAACUGAAUAAAGCUGUUUUUCCCCAAACCUCCCAGUCUCUUCUUCCCACUGCCACCCAUUUUUUGGGGCAUCGAAAAAUAGCAAGACUUUGGUGGAGCUAAGCUAGGCCCCCGCACCUAUCUAUCUUAACCCUAUAUAUCUCUUAAUAAACCUUUUCGUCAGUCCUGGAAGUGUUGUCAAGAGGAAUGGUUUGUUCUUAAGUUGUUUUUUCCCCUAUUUGAUAACAAAAAUCAGGUCCAGGGUGCGGAAGAAGUUGGGACACGUAAUAAUAAGGAUAAUAAUUUUGUUAUCUGUUACCCUGUCGACCUGGCUCGACUGCCCCAGAUCCUUUUUAAUCCGAAAGGGGAAGUGCAGUUUUUGUUUGUUGGAAACAACCCAGCAGCCCAAAGCUGUGGGGUAUUUUUGGGGAGACAGGAUGGGGCAGGACUAUAGGGAACAACAGGAUUUCGGUUGUUGGGUCUUCAGCUCCAAUCAGUCCUAGCUAGCACAACCGACGACGGAGGACGGUACCCCAGAAACAUCUGAAUUUCUAAAGGUUCCCCUUUAUCUUCGGGGUAGGGCGCCGUCUUGCAAAUACAAAGCUGCUGGCCCAAAGAAAAUAACCUUGGUUGUCGAAUUGCACAAAUUCUACCGGACCGACGCACCCGUUUCAAACCUG
Molecule: messenger RNA, 17613 nt
Organism: Podarcis lilfordi (Lilford's wall lizard)
Lineage: Eukaryota; Metazoa; Chordata; Lepidosauria; Squamata; Lacertidae
Source: the annotation of a GenBank genome assembly